AAUUUAUUUGUGUUGGAUUUCAAAGCUCAGUUUCCCUUUAUCCAUUCUGAGACACUACAUUUUGUCCAAACUCAACCCAUGAAUCUCCAACUACAACCGCAACAACCAUCAAUGACAACAUUUUCAACCCAAUUCCUGUCACACACUCUCAAUUUCAGAAACCGCACUUCUCGCCAUUCAAACCCCAAUUUCGUCACUUCCUCAACCCCACUUCUAAGCGAAGGCAACACUAAUGACCGAAGAACAAGAAUCAACCAAGAACGAUUCAGGGUCAAUGAAACAAGGCCCAAACUUGAUCAAAAUUAUGACUUUCGAGACACCAAUUUACUGAAAGCUCUCCGCAGGUCAUGCAAAUCAGGUAAGUACGAUGAGUCUCUCUACUUACUUGAGCAAAUGGUUAAUAGGGGUUAUAAUCCUGAUGUUGUUCUCUGCACAAAAUUGAUUAAGGGUUUUUUCAAUUCUAAGAAAAUCGAGAAAGCUAUUCAGGUUUUGGAGAUUUUGGAGAAGCACGGUGAGCCUGAUGUUUUUGCUUAUAAUGCUGUUAUAACCGGCUUUUGUAAAGCUGAUAGAGUUGAUGCUGCCAAUAAGGUGCUUGAUAGAAUGAACAAGAGAGGUUUGGCUCCUGAUGUUGUUACUUAUACUAUUCUUAUUGGGAAUCUUUGUGGGAGGAGUAUUGAUGAAGCUAUGAAGCUUUUCGAUGAGAUGUUGUUGAGAGGGCUUCGACCUGAUGCAUAUACUUAUACUAUUCUGUUGAAGAGUCUUUUGAAUGAAGGGAAAUGGGAAGCGGGGAAGAGUUUGAUGUCGGAUAUGUUGGAUAAAGGUUGUGAGCCGAGUUCUGUGACAUACAACACGUUGAUUGGCUCGCUUUGUCGUGCUGGUAAAAUUGGCGAGGCUGAGAAUGUAUUGAAGAAUAUGAAGAAGAGAGGUUUGGCUCCUGAUGUUAUUACUUAUAAUAUUCUGUUGAAGAGUCUUUUGAAUGAAGGGAAAUGGGAAGCGGGGAAGAGUUUGAUAUCGGAUAUGUCGGAUAAAGGUUGUGAGCCGGAUUCUGUGACAUACAACACGUUGAUUUCUGCUUUUUGCAAAGAAGGAAAAGUAAAUUUGGCUAUAGAGUAUUUGGAUAACAUGAUAUCAGAUGGUCGUUUGCCUGAUAUUGAUUGCUAUAACUUGAUCUUGGCUUCUCUGCGUAACAGUGGACAGGCUGGUGAGGCUUUGAACAUCUUUGAGAAGCUCGGUAAAGUGGGUUGUCCUCCAAAUGCAAUUUCGUAUGAUAUAUUGUUUGGUGCAUUGUGGUGCAGCGGCAAUAAAAUUAGAGCGUUACGGAUGAUUCUGGAGAUGUUAAGCAAAGGCAUUGAUCCUGAUGAGUUCACCUAUAAUUCACUUAUUUGUUGCUUGUGCCGAGAUGGAUUGGUGGAUCAGGCAAUUGAGUUGCUGGUUGACAUGAUGGAGAGUCACAAGUUUCAGCCUACUGUUAUUAGUUACAAUGCUGUUAUUCGUGGAUUGUGCAAGGUGCAAAGAGUCAUAGAUGCUAUUGAGGUGCUUGCUGCUAUGAAUGAGAGAGGAUGCUUGCCAAAUGAAACAACCUACAGAUUGUUGAUUCAAGGGAUUGGUUUUGGAGGAUGGCGAAAUGACGCGAUGGAGUUGGCUAACUCACUUGUUAACAUGGGUGCUAUAUCGGAAGAUUCAUUCAAACGUUGGAACAAAACGUUUAUUUUAGACUUAAUCAUUUGAUCCCUUAACUUAAUUUAAAGUUCCACUUUAGUCCUUUAUUUAAUAAACGUUAGUUUUAAGUCCCUCAAAUGUGAUUCCGUUAGUUACAUUGGUCCUAUCCGUUUAAUUUUGUCAACUUCCGUUAAUUUGUGCAUAGGUGGCACUCCAGCUGGAUGUUUAUUAAAAUUAAUUUGCCGAGAGGAAUGUAUUUUGCUGAAUGCAAAUCUUAAAAUUAAUUUGUGUUCUCAUUUACC
Vicia villosa (hairy vetch) is the source of this 1961-nucleotide messenger RNA. RefSeq names its product pentatricopeptide repeat-containing protein At3g04760, chloroplastic-like. The record is from RefSeq and is a predicted model, not a curated record. Gene Ontology annotation, molecular function: protein binding. The transcript has a single exon. Bases 79 to 1728 code for a protein of 549 amino acids. Lineage: Eukaryota; Viridiplantae; Streptophyta; Magnoliopsida; Fabales; Fabaceae.